AUGCAGUCCACCUUUUCCAGUAAUACACAAGUAUCCAUAACCUUAUCUCACCGCUACGAUCAACCAAGAUUCUCGGGGAAGUUAAGGAAGAUCAUCAAGAAAGAAAAAAUAAAAUCCCAGAUCAGAAAAACUGGAAUCGAGAUCAAUGAUUUCCUUGUUGGGUCAGAUGGGUUUGAACUGUUUUCAAGAUUCUGCUACAGCAAUGGCGAAAUCAAUAUCUUCGUAUCCAACGUCUCCCACCAAAGGUCCACGGCUACCGUCACCACUUGCACAGAACCGCACAUGCAUUUUAUAGUCACCAAUGGUCUACCACUAUUUUCAUCAGCGACCUAUUCUUACAAUCAGAUCUAUUUUUAUAUGCUUAUUGUCUUUCCUAUUCUCGGUUCCUUUGUUCAGUGGUCAUGUAGGAUUCUUGGAAUAUAUGAUGCUGAUACCACUGAAUCUGUUGUGGCUUUGAAGAUUAAACUGCAGGAAUUGGAACUGAACUUUCAAGAGAUGUUACUAGCCUAUUAG
Messenger RNA from Lactuca saligna, 513 nucleotides. NCBI's taxonomy places the organism in Eukaryota, Viridiplantae, Streptophyta, Magnoliopsida, Asterales, Asteraceae. The record is from the annotation of a GenBank genome assembly.